GAGUUCCUGCAGCUGGAGAGCCGGAGCCUGUUCCACCCUGCCUGGAGGAAGAGGAGGCUGGAUGUUUCAUGUAAUCCGAAGGCAGAAAAUGAAGGGGAAAGGCAGAAGCGCUGUCGGAAAGCAGCAGGACUCUUGUGACGUCUGGCUGGAUCCUUCAGCACUCAAAAGACGCAAAGUGAUGAAUGUUGCCACUAAGUCAGCCUUAACUCUCCUGGGCCAGGACUCCCGUCCUGCUGCAAUAAUUGGACCGCCUCAUCCAUGCACUAAACAAACCACCAUUUCUACUUUCUUCACUGCUCAGAAAGCAGGGGAAAAACCCACAGAUCCAAACCAGCAGUUCAUGACCUCCGCAUCAAACAACGUUGUCAAUCUAAAAGACUCUGAAUUGCUUAGAGGGAAGAGGACCAGGGCCUGGGCUUCUGUCCUUCAACCAUCAAGCCUGCCAGACUGCCAAAGACAACCUGCCAAGGCAACGAAGGUCUUGGGUCCUUUCCUUUGCAAUACUCUCCCCGCUCGGGCCCAGAGCCACACCGGCACCCCCCCUGUUGCUCAGGAGGAAGACCCCGUAACAGAAGGGGGGGAGGCUUUUCUAACUACAGAUCUCAUUCGGCAUCUGGAAGAAAAGGGGGGGCUUCAGCAGCAGGUGGCUCCGGUGUCCCCUCUGAAAGAGAAAAACGAUGGCUGGCGAAGAGAAGAGAGCCCCGCUUUGUUUUCUCAGAGAAGCCCGAGUUUUAAAAUAAUUCCGAACCAAAGAGCGGAUGCAGGGAAACGGCGCGGACUCCCUUCCUCUUGGGUGGGCGCAACUUUUGUGGACGACUCGGACUCUGAAAAUAUGGAUCCUGAACUGGAAGAAAACCUAUCAGAAGCAGCACAUUUGGAUUUCAACCGAACUGGAUUCUGUUAUGAAUCUAGCUAUGAGAACAGCUCCCUAGCUCCAACUCAGCGGCUCUUCACACAGGACUCCGAGGGCUGCAGAGUAAUUUUGCACUGCUUUGGAGGAGAAGGAAGCAAGCCGUCCUUGCCAAAGGAGCUCUGGUGGAGCAAAAGGACCCCCGUAAGAAGCGCCUUCAAUAAUAAGAGCUGCUUUAGGGAUGGUUGGGCUGGAGACAGAAGCCCCCCUGGGUCUCUGGGCAGGCGCCUUUCUCCUCUGACAGAACGUAGUGAAAAGUCAUGUUACGACUUGCUAUUCACAGAGGAUUCGGAAGGCAAUAAAGUCAUUAAACACUAAAAUCAUAAUUGCUCUGUGAGAUAACCGGGCUCGGGUGCCUCCUUACAAAACAAACUUGGCUUAAAGGGGCCCUUUGUAUUUUGCCUGUGGCUGUGUGUCGCAUACCUAACCUGUUUUGUUCAACAUGCUUUCUUCGGCGUGUGAGCUAAUAAAAGAAACCGAGGAAUGCAA
Molecule: messenger RNA, 1399 nt
Organism: Pantherophis guttatus
Lineage: Eukaryota; Metazoa; Chordata; Lepidosauria; Squamata; Colubridae
Gene: AUNIP
Product: aurora kinase A and ninein interacting protein
Biological process (GO): spindle organization
Cellular component (GO): centrosome; spindle pole
Source: RefSeq, a predicted model, not a curated record